UCAGCAUCCUUCGUUUUGCUGCUUCACCGCAUUAGCGGCCAUCGGCUAAACUGGGACGAAACUCCAUCCCUAACCUGACCACUUGGCUGUCGGCUUUGUAGGGAUAUAUGAAAAAUGCCCAGUGUCACGGUGAAAGAUGUCAACCAGCAGGAGUUUGUCAGGGCUCUGUCAGCUUUCCUCAAAAAGUCUGGCAAACUGAAGGUCCCAGAGUGGGUUGACACUGUGAAGCUUGCCAGGCACAAGGAGCUGGCUCCCUCCGAUGACAACUGGUUUUACACCAGAGCAGCAUCCACAGCCCGUCACCUGUACCUUAGAGGAGGGGUGGGCGUGGGCUCCAUGAUCAAGAUCUACGGAGGGCGUCAGAGGAAUGGUGUAUGCCCCGCCCACUUCAGCGUGGGCUCCAGGAAUGUGGCGAGGAAGGUCCUACAGGCUCUGGAGGGCCUCAAGAUGGUGGAGAAGGACCCCAGUGGGUUGCCUCGGCAAGCAAGAAACAGCGAAGUUUGCAAAGCGCCAUGUGAGGAACGCACGCAAAGAAGCCCGACGACUGAAACGCAGUUGUGCCUCGCGGCGUAUGUGCUCGAGUUCGCUCGUUUCCCUUAUCACUCCGGUGCCCACGUUAACCGAGUACAAAGGGCGUUUCAUAGAGAUGCAUGUGUCUAUAGUACAGUAAGUACGAUCCAAAUAUUAUCCAUGAAUGUUUGGCAACAGUUGUAGUUUUUUUUUUUUUUUUUAAAUUCAUUAUGAAUUU
Molecule: messenger RNA, 748 nt
Organism: Xiphias gladius (swordfish)
Lineage: Eukaryota; Metazoa; Chordata; Actinopteri; Istiophoriformes; Xiphiidae
Product: 40S ribosomal protein S19
Exons: 5
Coding region: 115-714 (199 amino acids)
Biological process (GO): ribosomal small subunit assembly; translation
Cellular component (GO): ribosome; cytosolic small ribosomal subunit
Molecular function (GO): RNA binding; structural constituent of ribosome
Source: RefSeq, a predicted model, not a curated record